Molecule: messenger RNA, 2040 nt
Organism: Penicillium pulvis
Lineage: Eukaryota; Fungi; Ascomycota; Eurotiomycetes; Eurotiales; Aspergillaceae
Exons: 4
Coding region: 1-2040 (679 amino acids)
Biological process (GO): regulation of DNA-templated transcription
Cellular component (GO): nucleus
Molecular function (GO): zinc ion binding; DNA-binding transcription factor activity, RNA polymerase II-specific
Source: RefSeq, a predicted model, not a curated record
AUGCCAACAACUCGCCGCAACGGUCAACUGUGGUCCUGUGAGCCAUGCCGCAAAUCAAAGCUACGGUGUGAUCAUGCGACCCCAGUUUGUGGCCGCUGCAUACGACGCGAUAGACAACACCUCUGCGUCUAUCACCCAUCACCCCUCACACGGGUAGUCCCACCACGGGAGGAACGAGUACGAGUUCGAGAGCCUAAAGAGCCUAAAGAGCCUAAAGAGCCUAAAGAGUCGACAGAGUUCAGCAUUAGCUCUGAUGAUUGGAGCCAAAGAAAGGCCACUACAUUCGCGCCAGGUUUCCUUGGCCACACUAGCUACUCGGACGCAUUUAGAGAUAGCGACAGCGGAUUGGAACUGGAAGGUAUAUCGCCAGCCCCAGGUGCUUUUACCGUGAAUAUUGAGCGCAUACAGCGUGGCGCACGAGUGUUGGUACCCCUGAAACAUCUUUCCUUGUACCGGGAGAUGUUGACUGCCCGACACAAGAUCUGGAAAGGAUGGACCCUCGCCUGGCCAAUUACACUUCUGAUCUUGAGCCACACGGAAGAGAUGUGGCACUCCGUUCAACGCGAAGAAGCUGAUGAAUCCAAGCAGAUGCUUUUGCUGUCCAGGAGGCUAUUUGAGAAACAGACACGACCGAUCUAUCUCGACUCAGAUACAACAUGUACGGAAUUUGUGUCUUUCAUAGCUGGACGCUGGGAAACGAUAGGUUUGUUGUUUACUCUCGUCGGGGUGGCGGCUAACGCCGUCCUUCGUGACCCCGAUGAGACGUUCGAUGCGCUGGGUGAUGCAGAAAGCAUCAAAGUCACCGCUGUGGCAGCUGGAGAUCUCUGUCUACAAUUCUGCCAGAGUGCCGGAAUCAUCAAUGACAUAGUAUGUUCACUACUUUUGCAUCAUACCUCUCUUUUGACAAUCGUAUAUGGCGAUGGCGACCACCGACCCUGGCGCCGGCUAGGUGAUAUGGCUGCUACUCUCUCCGCAUUUGGACUUCAUCAAGAGCCGGUCAACGUGCCUUUCUUUCUCGGCGAGAUGCGGAGGAGGACAAUGGUAGCAGCAUAUACUGUAGACAAAUCUCUUGCGACAUUUCUUGGGCGACCUCCACUAAUAUGCUGGCGGUAUUGUGAUAUUCAAAUGCCUCUAGACCUCAGUUGGGACGAGAUCCACGCUGAACCGGCGGAACGAGAAGCAGCCAUUGCGAAUUUGAGUAGUGAUGGCUGGAACAAGGAAGGAUAUAUCCAGAAGGGGGCUUUGGGUCGUGCCUGUCUUUUGACGAGUAUUUUCCGUGAAAAGGCACUGGAGCUAUCGCUUGGUCGCCCGACCGACGAUUUGCCAGAACGAGUUGAGGCCUUAUCACGGGAAUUGCAUCAACAAUACGACAAUCUGCCUGAUUUUCUACGGUGGAAUUCUAUAGGACGCUACAUGACCAAAGAUGCCCCUGAUGAUCGUCUUCAAAUUGACAUUCGUCUAGAAUUCAUCUAUAACGAUUUUCUGCUCUAUAGAAACCUUUUUAAGAAGACCAAGCUGUCACCAGACCGGAUCAUCAGUGUUUCGCUAGAAAUCAUGAGUGCGAUGCUGUCCCUUGUCGCCAGAACGCUUGAAAUUCAAAUCUCCAAACAAAUGAUCUCAUGGAAUCUUUGCAAUACCGGACUUCCUCCAGCUGGAGUUCUAUCUGCCGAGCUUCUCCGGCAAUCCCGAUUACGAACCCUUGAGCCAUCAGCUUUCCCGCGCUCUGAGAUCAUUCAGAAGCUCAGUGUUUUUGCAUCGUAUUUGGAGACUAUGGUUCAACAUGAUGAUGGUAAUUACCAGAUUGCACAACAGGGCCACCGGGCCAUCCGUCACGUUUUGGAUCAGGUCCUUUCAGCGCCUACGUGGGCCGCUUCGUCCGCAUUGGAUUCCACGACAGAGCUUGAUCUCGACGAGUCAGCCCUUUUGAAUUCGGAUUUACUGGAUGGCAUUGAUUUUGAUGACCGGGAACCAUUUUUAGAGUGGCUGGAUGGGACAACGGACUUUCAUGAGCCAUGGCAUGCUUGGAUGAACUUGAGUUGA